AUGUCACACGUCGUUAUCCGUGGAAUCCCCUUUGCAACUCGUCUGCGCGCAGCCAAAGGUGGCGCCAGGCAGCUUCUUGAGCGCGACCGCGCCCGCGCACAGAAGUUUCUGGCUGGCAAGUCCCACCAUACCCCCUUGGGUACCGCUCUAUCCGCUUCAGUUCCUUCUAGCAGCAGCAAUACUGCAAACUCUAGCAUUGACGUCACCGAUUCAGGUGUCACUUACACCAUGCAAGUUGGUGUUGGAAACCCAGCCACCCAGUAUACAUUGUUGAUCGAUACCGGUAGUUCGAAUACUUGGGUUGGUGCAGACCUGCCAUACAAACCCACAAGCUCCAGUCACAACACUGGUAACACUAUAAAUGUUAGCUAUGGUUCGGGAACUAUGUCCGGAAAGGAAUACACCGACACCGUGACCUUGGGGUCAAGCUUGGUUAUCCAGAACCAAGGCGUUGGCGUGGCUUCAUCCGCGCAAGGGUUCGAGGGCGUUGAUGGCAUAUUGGGUGUCGGUCCUGUAGACCUUACAGAAGGAACCGUGUCUAACACAACGGAUGUGCCUACGGUUACCGACAACUUAUAUGCUCAGGGAACAAUCCCCUCCAAUUUACUCGGCAUCUCCUACGAGCCGUCCUCCAAUGCUGACGUAGCCAAUGGAGAGCUCACAUUCGGUGGGACCGAUAACACCAAGUACACUGGCACGCUCAAUACCGUUCCACUUACCACCACCUCCCCAGCCUCGCUGUAUUGGGGUAUCAACCAAACAGUAUCGUACGGCACUGGCCAAACAAUCUUGAAUACAACUGCCGGCAUCGUGGACACUGGCACUACCCUUCUUCUCCUUGCCACUGAGGCCUUCCAAGCCUAUCAGAAGGCAACUGGUGCCGUCGAAGAUCCGACUACAGGACUCCUAACCAUCACGCCACAACAAUACGCCAAUCUUCAAAGCUUGUACUUCAAGAUUGGCAAUGUUACCUACGACUUUACGCCUAAUGCUCAGAUCUGGCCACGUAAUCUGAACAGCAUCCUUGGAGGAGAAGAGGGCCAAAUCUAUCUCAUUGUGUCUGACCUUGGUUCCUCAUUCGGGAGCGGGCUGGAUUUCAUAAACGGAUUUGGCUGGCUUCAGCGCUUUUACACUGUCUUUGACACCGGGAACAAGCAGCUCAGUGUUGCGACUACGACAUACACUGAUGCUGAUACCAACUGA
This is a messenger RNA of Suillus subaureus, 1203 nucleotides long. Its product is annotated as acid protease. The transcript is spliced from 11 exons. Lineage: Eukaryota; Fungi; Basidiomycota; Agaricomycetes; Boletales; Suillaceae. Bases 1 to 1203 code for a protein of 400 amino acids. Gene Ontology annotation, biological process: proteolysis. Gene Ontology annotation, molecular function: aspartic-type endopeptidase activity. The record is from RefSeq and is a predicted model, not a curated record.